This is a messenger RNA of Vespa mandarinia (Asian giant hornet), 7917 nucleotides long. RefSeq lists its product as uncharacterized. Gene Ontology annotation, cellular component: plasma membrane. Lineage: Eukaryota; Metazoa; Arthropoda; Insecta; Hymenoptera; Vespidae. The record is from RefSeq and is a predicted model, not a curated record. Gene Ontology annotation, molecular function: guanyl-nucleotide exchange factor activity. Gene Ontology annotation, biological process: Ras protein signal transduction.
AAAGAAGAUAGAGAAGAAGAAGAAGAAGAAGAAGAAAAAAAAAAAAGAAAGAAAACAGCGGGAGAGGAAAAAGAAUUGUUUGGUAAUAUCGAUUGUAAAUCAAGAAAACUGUUUCGAUCAAGAAAAGAGGAUCUUAGGCGUCGUAGUGAAAAUACAAUUAAAAUUAAGUCCGACGGAGUAUCAAAGUUUACAUGCCUCGCACCGAUCUUCUGACGUUUAGGUGGCACGAAAGUUCGUCACCGAUCCGAUUCAUCAUCGAGUUCUAAGUUUUCCGAGGAGGGGAGCGAAAAAGUCGUCACGGUGUGUGGAUUAGGGCGAAUCCUCGGCUACAUCGGCGGACGACCGUCGGUGGGGGCCGCCACUAUGUCACAGUCCGGAUCAGGAGGCUUAACCGGAUCACAGGGUCAAACUAGUCAAAACGGGCAAACGAUGGAAAAUCAACAGACAGAUUGCCACCAAAAUGGCCGGGUCGAUCCACCGACAGAUACUACAAAACAGGACCUAUCCAAUGGUUUUGAGAAUCGAACCUUGGAUUACGAGCGAUUUUCCCAAGAGAGAAAUCAACAGGGACAAACAACCGUACAGAAUCAAGAUCAACAACAACAACAACACCAACAACAACACCAACAACAACAACAGCAACAACAACAACAUUCGCAGCCGCAACAGCAACAGCAUCCACAGCCGCAACAGCAACAGCAAGUUCAACAGCAAUCACAGCAAGUACAGCAGCAAUCGCAGCAAGAUCAACAGACUGGACAAUAUCCGUCUGGAAGAAGACAAUCUGUUGUAGGAGUACCAGAGGAUAGACAUCCUCCUACGGGUCAAUUACCUCCUCAGCAAUACACCGUGGAUAAAACAAAUCCCGAAAGAGUCCAGCACGUUUCUCAAACCAGCACGCAAACCGUCCCGGUACAAGCUCAACCUCAAUUUGCUCCGGACUAUGAGCAAAGUCAAUAUCCACAAAUACGAGGUCAAUUUGAUGUUAGGUCGCAGAUAUAUCCUCAGCAAGCUCAGUACGCAGAGAGGGCCGGUUAUGUAACCAGAGACAUUACGUAUAGAGAUCCAGCGCUAUAUGGUCAAAGCACAGUUGCCAAUCCUAUGUUCGCGAGUCAAAGUCAGUAUGUUACCGUCCAACACGGAACACAGAUACCCUCUCAGUCGGCUAGUCCACAACCACCUUACUUUGCGAGCGUUGUGGUACCUCAACCACCUGGAUAUACACAAUUUGGUAGCCAACCUCAAUAUCCGUAUAGCCAGUAUCCUCAAACUGUUAUGAAUGCGGUGCCAUACAAUCCCCAUACAGGCAUCUAUCAAGCUCAACAAUUCGGCCAACAAUCGCCCAAUCCACAGAGAUUCACUCAAGAGCUGAGCCAAUAUCAAACGCAACCGAUAAUUCAACCGAUCGCUCAAAAUGUUGCUCAUGGAAUAGCAAUCGCUACGACUGAAAGGCCAAGUCGUGGCCCAAAGCCGAUGGUACCACCCCGUGGAAAUUCAAAAAUCACACAUGAUACAGGACACAGAAAAUCGGCUAGCGUCGACGUACCGGCAUUGCAAAAAGUUAAAUACGAAUCGCAGAAUCCCCCUCAAGAUCAGAUUCAUCGUAGCGAAGGUGCCAUAAUCGUACAAGGAUCGCAAAUUGCUACAGGUGAAACGCAAGAAAGGAGAUAUCUAACUACGAUAAACCAGAAUCCUAGAACAAGGCAGGACGGUCUCUAUGUGGACGCAAAUGGUGAUCAAACGGUACGGGAGAAGGUCGUAGAUAAUAUCGGAACGGAGUGUGGUUUGUAUGUUUCUAAAUCGGAGCACAGAAAGUCCAUAUCCGUUGACGUUACAACGAGUUUUCAAAGACGCAACGAUACUAUCACUUUUACGUUUCCCGGUGAUGGAAAUCAAGAUAUGGCUGUACCAUCCAGAAAGCCAACGGUUAUAGAACCAAAACGAGUCGAGGGUACGCAGGUAUUUCCACCUGAUCAGAGAAGAUUGGACGCGAGCUUAAGAGUUUCACCUAUGGCGUUUGAUUCGAGACAAGAAAAUCGGAAAAGUGUGGCCACCGAAAGAAAGGCAGAUUGGGGCAAUGUGAGUCCGAAUCAAAGAGUUGUCAUACCGCAAGAAAGCAGACGAUCGGAUUAUUUCGAAGAACAUAGACGAUCACCGAUGAAUUUGGAAGGUAAAAGAGUGGAAGAUGUUAGAAGAUCACCAAUGCCUUUCGUUCCGAUUCGAGAUACAUCUGCCGAUCGGGCAAAUCAGAAAAGUCCAUCGUUUGUUAAUCAAAACUUCGAGAAGACCAGACAAGAAUUAGCGAUGUGGGCCGAACAAAGGCAACGUCAAGAAUUAGAGAGGAGCAUGAUGCAGAAUCAAAUAUUUUCUACUAGUCCGCGAUCUCGUAAUCAAUCCGAGGAAAGAAGAGAAUCUCGAUCUUCACAUCCAUCCGAAGAACGUAAAGAAACUAGAAUGUCGCAAUCUGCUUUUCAACCGUUGCCGAACAUCAGUCAAAGUACUAUAAUGGAACAGCGUCGUCAUUUACGACACGUAAGUGCUGACUUAACAAAACACAUGGAAUUGUCUCGAAAAGAUUUCGAUGAUCAACCGAUCAGUGGUUCUGUAGCUAAUCUUGGACCAGGCACUGCGAGUACUGUUUCAUCACAAAGAGCCAGUCCAAAUCUUUGUCAUCAGUAUCCAGCAUUGAGCGAAGCCAAAUUAGACACUAAGGCCGUAUUAACAGUAGUCACCGAUUUCGGAGAGUCUAAUACAACUAAACAAAGCGAUCAAGUCGAUCAUAUAAUACACAGUCACAGAAAGAGUCACAAUAUCUCUUCGAGUUUAUUAACUCAUAGCAAAAGUCAAACGGAAUGCUUACAGAGUCAGCUUGAUUCCCAAAGUGAAAAAUCGGAUUCCCUUCAGGCCCAACAACAACAGUUACACAAUCAGCAGAGUCUCGAUUUGAUUUCGGAGAAGCUAAGCCAGUUUGAACGUCAACAGAGCGACCUUCAAGCUAAACUGCAAUGUCUUCAGAAUCAAAAUCAAAUCUUAGAUAAGGUCGCUCAAUUUCAGCAUCAACAGAGCGACUUACAGGCACGAUUACAAAGUUUGCAAACGCAGAAUCAAAUCGGUGAUAAGAUUCAGCGACAAUCUACGGAAAUUCAACAGCACACCGUUGGAAAUGACGUACACCAAAUACAAAUGAGUCCUUUAUGCAAUCAUCAAGAUCAUUUGGAGAAGACACCCUCUUUGUCUCAGAAUCAACAUCAGGUGGUGCACAGCCACCAUCACAGUUUACUGACCACCACGUAUCCGCAAAGCUCGAGCCUUCAAGCUUGCCCGUCGUCCGUUUGUGAGAAACUAUCUCCACGUAUCCAACACGAUGUCAAUGAUCCGAAUUCCAUUCAGAUACCUAACAUGUCACAGAUGCCACUUCCUUGUCUCCCACAGUUCGAUCGUGCUGAUACGUCGCGUGGUUCGUUCUCGCAGUUUCAUCGACAUCAGUGUCAAAUCGACAGUCACGAUAGUACAUCAGCGACAUCGGCUGGGGGAGUUGUUGUCGGUACCGUUGGAGUCAGUGGAAGCAUCGUUGGUGGUACUACUACAACGAGCACCUUUACCGGGACCCUCAAGAAAGUUCCACCAGAGAAGCCACCGAGACAGUCCUUGACCGUGCAGUCUCCGGAAGCAGAGAGUAACAGAAGCCAGCCAGCGAUCGGACUAAAGCAGACACCAAAAGCACGGCCGACGAUUUUCGGGACAGUCGCCUCGGACCUGAAUCCGAAGGAUGGCAACAGUCGAAGGAGCUUACCGCAAACUCCAGCCGGUGGUGUCGGUGGAAAAGGUGGAGGAGGUAGUGGCGUUCCUGGUUCUGGCAUGGUCAAUGGUGCUGGUGCUGAUCAUCAGGAUAUUCGCGACGGUGCAGCUAUAAAUACCGAACACGCUCUAGUGUACCGAGACGGAAACUUAGUUUCUGGAUCCUUGGAAGCAUUAGUGCAGCACAUGGUACCAACCGAGGAAUAUUAUCCCGAUCGUGCUUACCUCUUUGCCUUUUUGCUAAGUGCAAGGCUCUUCAUCAAACCGCACGAGCUAUUGGGUGAGGUUUGCGCCCUUUGCGAACAUCAGCAAAAUCUGAAUGGAGAAGGCGGCAAGGAACGACUACACCGUUUCGUGCCCCGACUGGUGCAGCUGUUGGCAGAAUGGACGGAGACUUUCCCGUACGAUUUUCGGGACGAAAGGGUGAUGGGUCACGUCAGAUCCAUCACGCAGAAGGUCGCUGCGGUCGACGCGGCCGCGCGACAGGAAGUUUCGGCCUUGCUUCAAAACUUACUUCUCAGGCUCACAGCCCUCGAGAGGUACGAGGAGGGCCUAGCGAGAUUGGCCACCGAGGCGGCGACUGAACAGCUCACGCAGGUGGACAUCACCGAGCUUUGCCCCUCUGCUACAGUACUGGCACAACAAUUGACCCACGUGGAACUCGAGAGGCUCUCUUACAUCGGCCCCGAGGAAUUUGUCCAAGCAUUCGCUAAGGAAUCUCCCCACUUGGAAACAUCUUUCAAGGACAUGAAAAAGACUCGGAAUCUUGAGUCUUAUGUCCAAUGGUUCAAUCGAUUGAGUUAUUUCGUAGCGACCGAAGUAUGCAAGCACGCAAAGAAGAAACAACGCGUGCGCGUCGUAGAAUAUUGGAUAGAGACCGCUCGAGAAUGCUUUAAUAUCGGCAACUUCAACUCACUGAUGGCGAUCAUUGCCGGUCUGAAUAUGUCUCCAAUAUCGCGGCUGAAAAAAACGUGGUCAAAAGUACAAUCGGCCAAGUUCUCAAUCCUAGAACAUCAAAUGGAUCCUAGUAGCAAUUUCAGCAGCUAUCGUAGCACCUUAAAGGCAGCAAUGUGGCGUAGCGCCGGCGCUACGGACGAACGUCAACGAAUCGUUGUUCCCUUCUUUAGCCUGCUAGUCAAGGAUCUAUACUUUCUCAACGAGGGCUGCAGCAACAAACUACCAAACGGACACAUUAAUUUUGAGAAAUUUUGGCAGCUAGCAAAACAGGUAACGGAAUUCAUCGCCUGGAAACAAGUAGCUUGUCCGUUUGAAAAGAAUCCACGAGUUAUAGCCUUUUUACAAGCGAGUCCUGUAUUAACCGAAAAUGCAUUGGCUCUAGCAUCAUUCGAGUGUGAACCACCCGAUAACAAUCCUGAGAAGGAACGUUACAAAGCUUUAAAGUCUGAAAUGAACACCCAGUGAAAACAAGAUUCGCUGCAACAUGUCGAACAGGAACGCUACUGAUAAAGAAUAGUAUCAAUUUAUAUGUAUAUAUGUGUAUACAUUUAUAUAUAUAUAUAUAUAUAUAUAUGUAUGUAUGUAUGUAUGUAUGUAUAUAUAUAUAUAUGUAUACUAUUAUAUAUAUAUACACAUAUACAAACACAUUUAUAAAUAUUAAUAUAUUCGUAACGAUAUCCAUUUAAUCUCCUGCGAAAGGAGACUGUGUUCUCGGUGCAAGAAGUGAAAAGAAAAAAAAAAGAAGGAAGAAGGAAAGAAAGCGAAAAGGCAAAAGAAGAGAAGAGAGAAAAAUGAGAAGAUAAACGACGGAUUUAAAGUAUUAAACGGAAUAAGCUACAUCAGAUGUAGACUCGUCGUUCCGUGAUUGCGCUUGCGAUUAAAAAUUGCCCUAUAGUGAGAUCUCGCGUUGUUAAAAAUCGAUUAAGCAUCUGCUUGACCCGUAUAGUCAUCGGCAAUGUUAAAAUGAAGCUUGCCCGACCUCGAUGCGAUACGGAUGAAAAUGUAAUCCUUCGGGUAAUAUUUCUGACGGCCGUGGUAGGCCAUCGACAAGAGCAUACGUAUGAACGUAUCGAGCAGUUCGCGAUUAAAAAGCAAGGAAAAAUAAGGUAUGGCUCGAUGAGCGAGCGAUGUAGGCCAACGUUGGUCGGCAAAAUCGAUUCGUAAAAUGAUUUUUGACGAUUGCAGAUGACGAUGCGGCUCGCGAGAUCGAAUAAACUGGCUGUUCUUUGAAAUCGGAUUUCGGGACUAGUCUGGUCUUUAAUUUAAAAAAGAUUAAAAGAGAAAGAGAAAGAGAAAGAGAGAGAGAGAAAAGAUAAAAGAAAAAAAGCAGAAAAAAAGGAAGAAAAGAGAUUUCCCUUCUGUUCUUGAACGAAGGACGACGAUCGGCUUCGAGCGAAACGAAUCGAUACUCGGAUAACUAUUUAUGUAAUGUAUAUGUACGAACGGAAUAUUCGCUCGGACAAUAUCGCGCGUGAACAGUAAGUAUAGUUCCUAAGUCCGAGGCACGUACCGGCUGUAUCUCGAAAGUUCUUCGAAUAUCCUUUCCGUUUUUCAAUCGUUAUAGGAAAGAGAAUGAUGAAAGAUCGACGUAUCGUAAUGAGAAGUAUAAUCGGAGCAUUCUCGAGAGACGAUCCGUGACAUAGCCGAUUCUUUUGUAUAUAGCCCUUUUGAUAUAACGCUAAACGGACUCCUAAGUGUCAGAUGUAGGUUCGUUCCUGUAGUCUCUAAGUUCAAAUAUAGUAUCAUAGAUAUCCGAUAAGAAAAAAAAGCCACUAUGAUCAUCGUGCCCGUACUUAAAGUUAUAUAAGAGAAGAGAAGAAAAUGGGGGCGGGAGAAAGAGAAAAAAAGAGAAAAAAAAAGAGAGACGAUGCGAAGGUCGAAAGAACUCGUACGUGGUAGGAUUGAUGGUAUUUGCAAAUUACUACAAACAUGAUCGACGUUCAAUAAAUGAAUCGUUUAAUAUCGUUCUCCGACACGCUUAACGUCUUGCAAAAUUAAUUCGAAAAUACAUUUUUAUGAGUAACGUAUCGAUCGGGAAAGGUGAAAAGGGUGUUAUAACGAUAGGAAGAUUCGAUCAAACGUUUGAUCAAGUCAACGAUAUCGACUUUUGCGAUCUUAAAACGGAGAAAGAAAGUCAGAUCACGAUUUUGCUAAUAUCCGGCGUUGUUUUCCUUCUUUGCCUGCAUGAACUCGAGAGCACGAAAGAAAAACCUUCUUAAAAUAUUUAGGGACCAAGAGUUCGCUUCUCCUGGGUAUAUAGCACAAUCCAAGUAAAAAGAAAAGAAAAAGAAAAAGAAAUGGAAAAAAAUAAACAAAGAAAAAGAGGACAAAUAUUGUGAAAACGAUGGAAGGAAAGUAAAGGAAAAAUUAUUCAAAUGAAGUCACGACGAUCUAAUAACGUUUUAACUGCCGUCACGAAAUUGCCGAAUUAAGAACAGAUGUUAAAAGGAUGAAGAUCUUGAAAAGUCCAUUACGAUUAAUAGACGAAUACGAACCGAGAGUCUAUACAAAGAUCGCGUAACAAAGAAAGUAUAAAUUAAUCGAUCGAAUCGCCAAAAUCCGUGAGUCAUCGAACGCUAUGGACACUUGCCAUUCUUAAAUUACUCAAUAAAUUAUUAUAUAUUUGAUUUUAUUUUCAUCGAACGUAUAUAUGUAUGUAUGUACUACGAUUCACGCGUUGUUUCCAUUACGUUCCUAACAAAAUAUUAAUAAAAAAUAUGAUCUUCAUCCUACAAAAUAGAAACGCAUGAAAGUACAUUACUACGAGAUAUAGCGAUCUUUGUAAUAAAACAUAAUUAAAAAGAAAAAAAAAAAAAGAGAGAAAGAGGAAGAGGAAGAGGAAAUAACCGUACAUCGAGAAAAGCGAAAUUCUUGAAAAAACAUUUAUAAAGAUAUAUCAUUAUAAUAUGAUAUCGCAUAAAAUAAUGGAAACGAUAAAUAUAUUAUGGCAUUCAUCAUAACAUAAAUGACAGUAAAUAUACGAUUAUAUACGUACGAGUUCUGUACGAUAAGCAGUAACGAUAACGAAUUUUUCGAGGUAGAUAUCGUUUUUCGUUAUUCGUCCCGUUGGAUAUUAUCAAUUUUAUCAUCGUCGUCUCGAAAACAAUGCACUUUAACACAAAAACUGUGAAACGUAGAUCUAACGAAAAAAAAAAAGAAAAA